Messenger RNA from Acytostelium subglobosum LB1, 954 nucleotides. RefSeq lists its product as hypothetical. Lineage: Eukaryota; Evosea; Eumycetozoa; Acytosteliales; Acytosteliaceae. Bases 1 to 954 code for a protein of 317 amino acids. The record is from RefSeq and is a predicted model, not a curated record. The transcript has a single exon.
AUGAAUAAGAACUCAUUAUUAUUAGUUAUAUUAUUAUUUGUGACACUGGUAGUCAAUAUUAAUGGUAGAUGUUCUUCAUGCAAGAGUUUGAAUGAAGUAUGUACCCCAGAUGUUGACUUUUGUCGUGACAAUAGUUUCUGUGUGACUGGCGAAGAUGGAACCGGAGAGUGUAUUGCCAUCCCUGGUAAUGGAGGAGAUUGUUCCAAGACCAAAUUUUGUUUGGACGAGUACAGGUGUGACGAUAUAACUAAGAUCUGUGUCUCCCAAAACUACCUUGGUUAUGGCGAGUCUUGCGCCAACAACACCCAAUGUUCGAUUGGUCUGACCUGCACUGAUGGAUCAUGUUCCUCCUCCCUCUACCCCAAGUGUGUAAUGGACGUCGAAUGUAGAUACAAUGAACGAUGCAACUAUGCUGGAACAUGUGCUACGCCCCUGGUCGAUGGAUCGGCCUGUCAAUAUGGUGGAGACUGCAGCCUCCUUAGCAACUGUAUGAAUAGAGUCUGUGUUCCUUACUUCUCUGUUUCUGAAGGUGGAGAUUGUUAUUCCGACGAGAUAUGUGACACAUCCCAGAACCUACUAUGCAUCGGUUUUAUCUGCCAGAAUAAGAACUUCUACGACAAAUUGAAGUGCAACUCUACCCUUGACUGCGGUGAUGUUUUAAAUUACCGUUACUGUGGGUGUGACAGCAGUGUCUCUCCAUCGAUUGGCAGGUGCCACACUAUCAUGGACCCAAAAGGUUUGUCCAAGCAAGAUUAUUAUGACUACAACCAGUGUCUGAUGGAUAACAAAUGCCCUCAAGUCGAUUCACACAUCCCUGCCAGCUGCUCGGGAGGAAAAUGUGGCUUUCCAUUCUCCAAGACCUACAAGAGCCCUUGCAGCUCAGGCUCGGCCCUUUUCAACAAAGUCAACAUCACCUUUGUUAUCGCCAUCCUCCUCACCACUGCCAUAUUAUAA